Messenger RNA from Aegilops tauschii subsp. strangulata, 1642 nucleotides. Its product is annotated as WAT1-related protein At5g64700. Gene Ontology annotation, molecular function: transmembrane transporter activity. Gene Ontology annotation, cellular component: membrane. Lineage: Eukaryota; Viridiplantae; Streptophyta; Magnoliopsida; Poales; Poaceae. The record is from RefSeq and is a predicted model, not a curated record.
UUGCCAUGGCAGCAUCCUCGCUAACUGACACCUUGCUCGACUCUUCCCUCUCCAUUGCUUCCGACUCUGGCGCGCUUCCGUCCAUCGCCAACCGCAGCCAGCCGCGCACUCCAACCCUCCUACCGUCGGCAUUGACUGGACCUGGCACGAGCGCGGUGUGUGCUCUCCACGGCCCGGACACCACCAUCCAAGUCCAAGGAAGCAGGUGGAAACCGAUUGUGUGUGUUGUCCUUGUGGAGCUCUUUAAAACAGGAAAUAUACUGCUAGGCAAGGUAGUAGUUGAUGGUGGCAUGUUUGUAUUCUCAUUGUUGUGCUAUAGAAGCAUUCUAGGUGCCGUUUUCAUCUUGCCAUUUUCCCUACUCCUCGAAAGUGGGAAGUGGAAAGAAUUGGAUAAGAAUGCUCUUGGCUGGCUCUUCGUCAAUGCUUUUGUCGGAUACUCGUUGCCUAUGGCCUUGUACUACAAUGGGCUACAUGACACAACCGCCUCCUUUGGCGUGAUCUUCUCAAGUUUGACUCCGCUCUUCACUUUUGUCCUGUCAAUAUUGCUUGGCAUGGAGAACUUGCACCUCAAAUCCAAGGAGGGCGGUGCGAAGGUGGUUGGUGCAUUGGUAUGCUUUGGUGGGGCUUUGUUGAUUAGCUUGUACAAUGGAAAGGAACUACAUCUCUGGUCCCCGGUUAUACAAUGUAUCACUAAGAGUUCUAAUGGAGUUGUCGGAGGACACCACCAUUUGAGGGGUACCUUGCUUUUGUUGGGUGAAUGCAUACGCUAUGCAUUUUCAUACCCUGUACUGGUAAAAGUUUUAAAGGUUUACCCAUGGAAACAUUGGUCAUCAAUGUUGACAUGUGUUCUAGGUGGUUUCCAAACAUGUGCCAUAGGAAUACUUAUGAGAAGGGACAAACUGGCUUGGCAAGUGGGAUGGAACAUUCAACUAUUAACAAUUGUCUACUCGGCUGCACUUGGCACAUCAGCCAAGUAUUGGUUAAAUCUCUAUGCCGUGGAAAAGCGAGGCCCCGUUUUCCAACCAAUGUUCAACACCUUAUCGGUUGUCUUCACCAUGGUUCUUGGAGCAUUAUUACUAGGAGAAAGCCUCACGGUUGGGAGCUUGCUGGGUAGUGCAGUGGUUUUCAGUGGUCUGUAUAUGUAUCUCUAUGGAAAGGCCAAAGAACUACACGUGACGAUGACAUCAGGUUCAAGUAAUGAAAAGCUUCAGGUGCAACCUACCCAGAACUCAAAGUGUGAGGAUCCAUCAUCUCGCCCUUAAUUUUGGGGAAACUACUCUCGUGAGCUUUGAGAAUUAGCAGUUAGACACCAACUCAGGUUAAUAUGUGAGGUAGUAAACUAAAAUGGUUUUACCAAUCCUAAAAUGUGUCAUGGUUUAUUGAUGUUUUCUAGCGAGGAAAAAGACUACUUCACAGAGUAUAUCUAUCUUAUCAGAUUAUGUAAUUAUAAUGCUCGCUAGGACAAUAUCUUCAACUUGAGAAAAUGCACGAAAUUGCACAAAGUGGUGAUUUGGGUGAUGGUGUCUCCAUCACGAAACAUGUGCUCAAUAUAUUAGUAGGACAUGUCGAUGGGCAAGGCGUAAGUUUUUUUUUGUUGAACUAAUAUUUUUGUUGUAACGAUGCAAUAACAUUAUUUGGUGAA